CAUCCUUUUCUUUGUUGAGAGUACCAACAAAACCUUGUGUAACACGAUCCUCAUCUCCAUCCAAGAAGAAUGAGCGAAACCCCAACCUUUAUUGUUCCUUCACACAAAGAAUCCUGCACAGCUGGUAUUCUUUGGCAGGGCCUCAAAUGUGUCCUUAAUAGUCUCUCACGCCUCCCAUUCUUCACUCUGCUUCGGAUGAACAUAAACACCUGAUCAGCUGUUAAUAUUCUCUCAGAGACACUCAGAGAGAGACGACGAUGGCUUCCAUGGCAAUGCAGAUGGCAGGAUGCGUCCUGGCCCUUUUUGGCUGGAUCGGGGUGCUCAUUGUCUGUGGCACACCCAUGUGGCGGGUCACUGCCUUCAUUGGCAACAACAUAGUGACAUCCCAAGUCAUGUGGGAGGGCAUCUGGAUGAGCUGCGUGGUCCAGAGUACGGGACAGAUGCAGUGUAAGGUGUACGACUCCAUGCUGGCUCUGAGCACUGACCUGCAGGGGGCCCGCGCUCUGGUGGUGGUUUCCAUCGUCGUAGGCCUCGCGGGGAUCCUCAUAGCUUUCGCCGGUGGAAAGUGCACAAACUUCAUACCAGAGGAGAGGGCCAAGGCGAGGGCUUCUGUGGCAGCAGGUGUGUUGCUGAUCAUCAGUGGAAUCCUCUGCAUCAUCCCCGUUUCAUGGACUGCCAGCAUCAUCAUAAGGAAUUUCUACAACCCUGUACUAGUGGACGCCCAGAAAAGAGAGCUCGGGGCCACUCUUUACAUCGGCUGGGGGGCCGGGGCGCUGUUGGUCUUGGGAGGAGCGCUUCUGUGUGCCAGCUGUCCCCACAAAGAGGACGAGGCCCCCUCUGUGAAGUAUCUCCUAAACCAGCCUGGAGGAUACAGCAAAGAUGACUCAUACCGGUCUAACACCCCGACAAAGACAUAUAUUUGAGAGUUCUAAAGGGACAAAGAGAAGUCUGGUGGAUGUUUUUGUCUCCGAGAAGUGAAGGAAGCUUGGACUUUAAUCAGAUGCUGUGAAACAUCAAGAAAAAGGACAUACACCCACAAUGAAGGAAAUAUGCACUUUGUCCUGUAAGAGCAACACACUGUUGUAUAAAUAUGCUCUCUGUUUGAAUAUUGAUGUUACUCUUGGUGAUGAACAUCUAUGAGGUGAUAGUUUAUUAAAUUAUAGAAACUGUGUUUUACAUGUUUGGAAAAGUGGUUAAAAAAUCUUUUUGUAAUUGCACUUUGCACCGUUUUGUCCUUUGAUAUUUGUGAUUCUGUUUUUUUCACAAUAAAUGACCUUCUGUUGUAGGA
Epinephelus lanceolatus (giant grouper) is the source of this 1288-nucleotide messenger RNA. RefSeq names its product claudin-like protein ZF-A89. Gene Ontology annotation, molecular function: structural molecule activity. NCBI's taxonomy places the organism in Eukaryota, Metazoa, Chordata, Actinopteri, Perciformes, Serranidae. The record is from RefSeq and is a predicted model, not a curated record. Gene Ontology annotation, cellular component: bicellular tight junction; membrane.